GUGUCCUCUCCUUACCCACACCACACAACAGUACCCUCCCUUCUUUACCAAUCCAAACAAACACUUUAAUCACUCCCCGCCGGCCACUUCUUCCUCCCCUCAAACAUGGAACUCACCCAUCUCUCCGACCGUCCCCUCCACUCCAUUCCCAAAACUAACCCCAACCCACCUCUCCAUCUCCUCCAAGAUCGAAUCUUGCGCAAACCCCACUUCCGCCGCCGCCUCCCCGCCGUCAGAGCCUGUGCAAUUGGACUUCCGGCGCCGGUUCCGGCCACUUUAGAACAGCCAGGAGGGAAAAUGGUUGUAGAAUUAGUGGGGGCCUUUAAUGAACUGACUGAGAGGAUGGACAUGAGUGUCUUGUCUACAUGCUCCUCCAGAUUGUUGUUCAAGACACUUAAGUUGAGCAUACCUAUAUUACAGGCCUUGCCUAUGUCACCUGAUGGAAGGUCUCCUCUGUCUAGGGCCUUGUCUGUUGCUCUUAUUCUUGCCGAUCUUCAGAUGGAUGUAGAAGUUAUUUCAGCUGGUAUACUGAGAGAAGUUUUUGAUGCAAGAGCGAUAUCUAUGCAAGAAGUGAGAAAGGAGAUCAGUACCGGUGCUGCUCAUCUGUUGCAUGAAAGUUUGCGAGUGAAGAAUAUUUCUUCGAAAGUUGAAGUACUCGAUGACGACACUGCUUCUGCAUUAAGAAAGUUCUGCCUUACAUACUAUGACUUCAGGGCAUUGAUUCUGGACCUUGCUCUCAAGCUUGAUAUGAUGAGAAAUUUGGCUUACCUGCCAAGGUAUCAGCAGCAAGUUGUAUCUAUUGAGAUAAUGAAGAUACAUGCUCCUUUAGCUCAUGCUAUCGGAACCCAUGUUUUAUCCUUGCAGUUGGAGGACCUAUCAUUUCAGUAUUUGUUUCCUAAUUCUUAUCUGUAUGUUACAACCUGGUUAAGGGAUCAUGAAACAGAAGGCAAGCCUCUUCUAGAUACAUACAAGGAACAGUUGUUUCAGUCACUUAAAUCUGAUCCUAUAUUAGCAAAGAUGGUAGAAGAAAUAUCAGUUGCAGGCCGCUAUAAAAGUCGGUAUAGUACUAUGAAGAAACUGUUGAAAGAUGGUCGUAAACCUGAAGAGGUAAACGACGUCUUAGGACUACGAGUCAUAUUAAAACCAUCAUCGGAAUUUAUUUCAACAGAAGGAGGUGAGAGAGCGUGCUUUAGGGCACGUGAAGUGAUCCAAUCUUUGUGGAAAGAAAUGCCUAACAGAUACAAAGACUACAUUUCAAGGCCUAAAGAAAAUGGAUACAAAAGUUUACACAUGGCAGUAGAUCUUAGUGAUAAUGGAAAAAUUAUACCACCAAUGGAGAUACAGAUACGGACUGUAGAGAUGGACAUGCUGGCAGCUGGUGGUAUAGCAUCUCACGCAUUGUACAAGGGUGGCCUCACUAAUCCGGAGGAGGCAAAGCGUCUUAAGGCUAUAAUGAUGGCUGCAGCUGAAGUUGCAGCAUUGCGUCUGAAAGAUUUUCCUUCCACAAACCAGAAAGCUCUUGAGGGUGAUCAAAGACAUCGAGUAUUUCGUCUUCUAGACAAGAAUGGAGAUGGUAAAAUCAGUAUUGAGGAAUUAACGGAGGUAAUGGAGGAGCUGGGUGCCCAAGGGGAAGAUGCCGGGGAGAUGAUGCAAGUCUUGGAUGCCAAUAGUGAUGGGUCCUUAAGCUCUGAUGAAUUUGACCUAUUUCAGAAGCAGGUUGAUCUAAUGCGCAACUUGGAAGACAGAGAUCAGCAAUACAAGAACUUGUUGAAUGACAAGCUUCAAGUGGUUGAUGGUAGCAGCUUGAUUCAAGUGUACAGAAAAGAGCUUGGAGAUAAGCUUGCGGUAAGUUAAACAAUCUCAUCUAUGUAUAUAUAUAUUUAGAUUGUUUCGCAGCAAGGGGAUAAAUAUUAUUCUGUGAGCAAACUACUUGUUGUACAGUGUAAAAAGUUUAGUGAUGUACAUAAAGUUGCAUGUAUAGAUCUGUCAGUUAUAUACUGUAUGUAUUGUUUGAGGGAGCUUGAGGAAUCAGUGUCUAAGGUGAGAUGGUCCUAGAAAUUUGAUCCAAUAAAAAUUUGUAAUAGCUUACUCCGAUGAAAUAUAUUUCAAUUUACGCUUUUCAGUUA
Daucus carota subsp. sativus is the source of this 2126-nucleotide messenger RNA. RefSeq names its product probable GTP diphosphokinase CRSH, chloroplastic. Lineage: Eukaryota; Viridiplantae; Streptophyta; Magnoliopsida; Apiales; Apiaceae. The record is from RefSeq and is a predicted model, not a curated record. The transcript has 4 exons. Gene Ontology annotation, biological process: guanosine tetraphosphate metabolic process. The coding region runs from base 106 to 1854 and encodes 582 amino acids. Gene Ontology annotation, molecular function: calcium ion binding.